AUGUCAAAAUACGUCAAGAGGGUGUCCCUCUUCAAGGUGCCCAAAGAAGAUGACAUUGACGCCAUUCUCGCAGAGUACCAAGUCCUGCGAAGCACCGCGCAAAAGGAUGGGAAACCCUACAUCGUCUCCAACGAGGCCUCUCGUGUCAUCAACUCGUCGGAAGAGCGAAGUCAAGGGUACACCGUGAUCGCAGUCACGACGUUCAGGUCACGCGAGGACGUCGACUACUACGACAAAGGGUGUGCGGCGCACAAGAAGCUGAGAGAGUUCAUCUCCACGAGAAGGACCGGGGUUGCAACGGUACACUUUGAGAGCGAUCUUGGGCCUUCGAAAGUCUGCUUCCUCUGGCCAGUACAAUUUCUCGAGGAAAUAUUAAAAAAAAAUCGUAUUACUCUUCGAAGUUCCCUGCCCAUUUUACCACCCAAUUUCAGCGGCAGUGAUGGAUGUUUCAAUGCACCGAUCCUACCUCGAGGUAUUCCAGGCCCUCCAAGACAUCCACUUCCAUUCCAAGCCCAAGCUCAUAUACACUCUGUACAUGCACAUGUCCUUCUCUCACAGGCGCAAAAUAUUGGGCUGGUUAAAUCACAACCCUGA
Molecule: messenger RNA, 594 nt
Organism: Fonsecaea pedrosoi CBS 271.37
Lineage: Eukaryota; Fungi; Ascomycota; Eurotiomycetes; Chaetothyriales; Herpotrichiellaceae
Exons: 2
Coding region: 1-594 (197 amino acids)
Source: RefSeq, a predicted model, not a curated record